Coregonus clupeaformis (lake whitefish) is the source of this 1156-nucleotide messenger RNA. Its product is annotated as cell cycle checkpoint protein RAD1. The record is from RefSeq and is a predicted model, not a curated record. Gene Ontology annotation, biological process: DNA repair; DNA damage checkpoint signaling. Lineage: Eukaryota; Metazoa; Chordata; Actinopteri; Salmoniformes; Salmonidae. The transcript has 6 exons. Bases 133 to 972 code for a protein of 279 amino acids. Gene Ontology annotation, cellular component: checkpoint clamp complex; nucleus. Gene Ontology annotation, molecular function: 3'-5' exonuclease activity.
ACACCACCGAAGAAGAACACCCGGAAAUAAGGUGUUGUUUAGAAAUCUCAGAUGGCGCGUUUCUUCAAAAACGUCAACAGACUUUGAUAUAUCAAGAUUAAUCUUCUAAAACCGUUGACAAUUGCAUAGAAAAUGCCCUUGUCUACUCAGUCUCAGACGGGAGAUGACAACUACGUCCUUGUAGCUAGUCUGGACAAUGUCAGGAAUCUGUCCAACAUCUUGAAAGCCAUCACCUUCAAAGAUCAUGCAAUCUUCAAUGCCACACCAAACGGGUUGAAAGUCACUGUGGAGGACUCUAAAUGUCUGCAAGCCAAUGCCUUCAUUCAGGCUGAGAUCUUCCAGGAGUUUACCAUCAGAGAGGACUCAGUGGGGUUUCAGGUCAACCUGACCGUUCUUCUGGACUGUCUCACCAUCUUCGGGGGAAGCACAGUACCAGGAGUGGCCACUGCCUUGCGGAUGUGCUACAACGGCUAUGGCUACCCCCUGACCCUGUUCCUAGAGGAGUGUGGUGUGGUGACGGUGUGUAAGAUCAACACCCAGGAGCCAGACGAGCCUAUAGACUUUGAGUUCUGCAGCACCAAUGUGACUAAUAAAGUCAUCCUGCAGUCAGAGAGUCUGAAGGAGGCCUUCUCUGAGCUGGACAUGACCAGCGAGGUCCUGCAGAUCACCAUGUCUCCCAGUCAGCCAUACUUUAGGUUGUCUACCUUUGGGAAUUCUGGGAAUGCCCAUUAUGAUUACCCAAAGGAUUCUGACAUGAUGGAGCUGUUUCAGUGCACAAAGACUCAGAGUAACAGGUACAAGAUGUCUCUACUGAAGCCGUCCACCAAGGCCCUGGCUCUAUCCUGUAAGGUCUCGGUGAGGACAGACGGCCGAGGGUUCCUGUCUUUGCAGUACUUGGUCAGGAAUGAUGACGGACAGAUCUGCUUCGUAGAAUACUACUGCUGUCCGGAUGAGGAAGUGGAAGAGGAGUAGUGAGAAUAGGAUUAUUUUUGUACAAGAAUACGAGGCUCAAAUCUUUUAGGUGUUAUUCUAAAGAAAUACUUGCAUUUUUCACUUGGCCCUGUUAUUUGGACUGUAUUUCUUGACUGUGUUAUUUGUAAGUAGUGUUGACUCUGGUACAUGUUCAUUUUAAAGUGAAAAUAAUUAAUUGCUAAUA